AUGACUGGCGCCAUCUACGUUGCAGGAGCUUUAGACUAUGAAACUAGGAAACGGUAUGAGCUGAGGUUGGCUGCGUCCGACAACUUAAAGGAAAACUACACAACAGUUGUGAUUCACGUCAAGGAUGUCAACGAUAAUCCGCCAGUUUUCGAGAGACCGACAUACCGAACCCAAAUCACAGAAGAAGAUGACCGCAAUCUGCCCAAACGCGUGCUUCAGGUUACUGCUACCGAUGGCGAUAAAGACCGUCAGCAAAAUAUCGUUUAUUUCUUGACGGGGCAGGGUAUUGAUCCUGAUAACCCGUCAAAUAGUAAAUUUGAUAUAAACCGAACCACUGGAGAAAUAUUUGUUUUAAAGCCUUUAGAUCGUGACCAACCAAACGGAAGACCUCAGUGGAGAUUCACAGUUUUUGCUCAAGAUGAAGGAGGCGAAGGACUGGUUGGUUAUGCCGAUGUUCAAGUCAAUCUUAAAGAUAUCAACGAUAAUGCUCCCAUCUUCCCUCAAGGUGUUUACUUCGGAAACGUGACUGAAAAUGGAACUGCUGGAAUGGUUGUUAUGACAAUGACGGCUAUUGAUUAUGAUGAUCCUGCGGAAAGUAACAAUGCUAAGCUCUGGUACUCUAUAGAGAAAAAUGUUAUUGAAGAAGAAACUGGGUCUCCCAUAUUUGAAAUUGAACCUGAAACUGGUGUUAUUAAAACGGCCGUUUGUUGUUUAGACCGUGAAAGAACACCGGAUUAUUCUAUACAAAUAGUAGCUUCAGAUGGAGGGGGGUUAAAGGGUACUGGUACAGCUUCUAUUCGCGUUAAAGAUAUAAAUGAUAUGCCACCACAAUUUACAAAAGACGAAUGGUUUACUGAAGUAGAUGAAACAGAUGGUACUAAUCUUCCUGAAAUGCCUAUUCUUACUGUUACCGUUCAUGACGAAGACGAGACAAAUAAAUUUCAAUAUAAAGUUAUCGAAAAUAGUGGGUAUGGUGCUGAUAAGUUUACUAUGGUUAGAAAUAAUGAUGGAACCGGGUCUUUAAAAAUUGUACAACCAUUAGAUUAUGAGGAUCAAUUACAAAGUAAUGGUUUUAGAUUUAGAAUUCAAGUUAACGAUAAAGGUGAAGAUAACGACAAUGACAAAUAUCAUGUAGCUUAUUCGUGGGUAGUGGUAAAGUUAAGAGAUAUAAAUGACAAUAAACCCCAGUUUGACAGAGCAAAUAUUGAAGUAUCAGUUUAUGAAAAUGCAGAGGUCGGAAAGAGUUUAGAAACCUUUAAAGCAACUGAUCCUGAUCAAGGUGGUAAAAGUAAAGUCUCCUAUGCAAUCGAUAGAUCUUCGGAUAGAAAACGCCAGUUCUCGAUAAACCAAGAGGGAACUGUAAGUAUACAACGGACUUUAGAUAGAGAAGAAACUCCAAGGCAUCAAGUUAAAAUAUUAGCUAUUGAUGAUGGUCUACCACCAAGAACUGCAACUGCUACGCUAACAGUUAUAGUGCAAGAUAUAAAUGACAACGCACCUACAUUUUUAAAGGAUUAUAGACCUGUAUUAACUGAACAUAUAACUCCUAAAAAGGUUGCCGAAAUCUUAGCUACUGAUGAUGAUGACAGAUCAAAGAGCAACGGUCCGCCAUUCCAAUUCAGACUAGACCCAGGUGCUGAUGAUAUUAUCAGAGCUUCCUUUAAAGUUGAACAAGAUCAAAAAGGUGCUAAUGGUGACGGAAUGGCUAUCGUAUCAUCGUUAAGAUCAUUUGAUAGAGAACAACAAAAGGAGUACCUUAUUCCUAUCAUUAUUAAGGAUCACGGUAAUCCUGCAAUGACUGGAACAAGCACUUUAACGGUUGUCAUUGGUGAUGUGAAUGACAAUAAAAUGCAACCUGGUUCCAAAGAUAUACUUGUGUACAGUUACCAAGGUCAAGCUCCAGAUACUGAGAUAGGUAGAGUAUAUGUCUACGAUCUAGAUGACUGGGAUUUGCCAGACAAAAAGUUCUUUUGGGAAAGUACUGAACAUCCUAAUUUCACCUUAAAUGAAGAAACUGGUAUGAUACAAAUGAAGCAUAAAACUCGAGAGGGUCGAUAUCAUUUGAAAUUCAAAGUUUAUGAUCGAAAACACACGCAAACUGAUGUACCUGCAAACGUUACAGUUUAUGUAAAAGAAAUAUCGCAUGAUGCUAUUAUAAACUCAGGAUCGAUACGAAUGUCAGGAAUAUCUGAUGAAGACUUUAUAAGAGUAUGGAAUUAUAAAACAUUAAGCGUUUCGAGAAGCAAGUUGGAUAUUUUUAAAGAUAAAUUGGCAGAUUUAUUGAACACGGAAAGAGAAAAUAUCGAUGUAUUCAGUGUACAGCUCAGGAAAAAACAUCCACCUGUUACAGAUAUUCGCUUUUCAGCUCAUGGAGCACACUAUUAUAAACCAAUUCGACUUAAUGGUAUAGUUUUGAUGCAUAGAGAGGAAAUCGAAAGAGCUGUUGGAAUUAAUAUAACAAUGGUUGGAAUUGAUGAAUGUUUAUAUGAAAAUCAUGCAUGCGAGGGUUCCUGUACUAAUGUUCUCGAUAUAAGUAACUUACCUUACAUGGUGAAUGCAAAUAAAACCGCACUUGUGGGUGUUCGUGUUGAUGUUCUUGCAGAAUGCACAUGUGGUGCAAGAAAUUUCACUCAAGCAGAAACAUGCCGUAAUUCCCCUUGUUAUAAUGGAGGGAGAUGUAUAGAAGGUAAAUAUGGAUUAACAUGCUCUUGCCCUCCGGGUUACACCGGUCCAAGGUGUCAACAAACGUCACGCAGUUUCAGAGGCACUGGAUGGGCAUGGUAUCCAUCUUUAGAAAUGUGCGAUAGCUCCCACUUAAGCUUCGAGUUCAUUACUAGAAAAUCAGAAGGUGUACUUUUAUAUAACGGCCCAAUUGUACCACCGGAACCAGAAGAAAUUAUGGUAUCUGACUUUAUAUCCGUAGAGUUAGAGAGAGGCAACCCGCGAUUACUUAUAGAUUUUGGAUCUGGCACGCUGGAACUCAGAGUAAAAACUAAAAAGCCUUUAGAUGAUGGAGAAUGGCAUCGCUUAGAUAUAUUCUGGGAUACUGAAAAUGUUAGAAUGAUUGUAGAUUUUUGUAGAUCUGCUGAUGUACAAGAGAUGGAGGAUGGUACACCUCCGAAUUUUGAUGACUCAACUUGUCAAGCUACGGGAACUAUUCCUCCAUUCAACGAAUACUUAAACGUUAAUGCACCACUUCAAAUUGGAGGUCUGUAUAUCGAACACUUUGACCCCACUCAUUAUCAUUGGCAGUUUAUGCCUAUUGGUAAAGGAUUUGAUGGGUGUAUAAGAAACCUCAUUCACAACAGUAAACUAUAUGACCUGGCUCAUCCAGGACUUUCUAGAAAUUCAGUUGCUGGCUGUCCCCAAACAGAAGAAAUAUGUAAUCAAGCAGAUACUACAUCUAGAUGUUGGGAACACGGUACUUGUGUGGGUAGUUUCUCUGAAGCGAGAUGUCAAUGCCAACCUGGUUGGACAGGACCAUCGUGUAAUUUGCCAACUACGCCUACUAGCUUUAGGCCUCAAAGCUACGUGAAGUUUGCUUUAAGUUUUGAACCUGACAGGUUUAGUACUCAGAUUCAACUUCGAUUCAGAACACGUGAGCCUCACGGUGAACUUUUUAGAGUAAGCGACCAACAUAACCGAGAAUAUGGCAUACUGGAAGUUAAGGAAUCACGACUGCACUUCAGAUUUAACUUGAACUCUUUGCGAACUGAAGAACGAGAUGUUUGGUUAAAUUCAGUAGCUGUAGAUGAUGGACAAUGGCAUAUUGCCCGCGUAAGCCGAUAUGGUAGUGCCGCUACCCUAGAAAUAGAUGGUGGAGAGGGUAGAAGAUAUAACGAAACCUUUACAUUUGAGGGACACCAAUGGCUUUUAGUAGAUAAACAAGAAGGUGUGUAUGCUGGCGGUAAAGCAGAAUAUACUGGAGUAAGAACAUUCGAAGUUUAUGCCGAUUUCCAAAAAGGAUGCUUGGAUGAUAUACGCUUAGAAGGCAAACAUCUACCGUUGCCUCCGGCAAUGAACGGUACUCAGUGGGGACAAGCAACGAUGGCAAGAAACUUGGACCGCAACUGCCCGUCUAAUAGCCCUUGUAUCAACGUUCACUGCACGGAACCGUUUGUAUGCGUGGACCUGUGGAACGAGUACGAAUGCACGUGUCCUGACGGAUCCACGCGAGCUGGCGGCACUUGUGUCAACGUGAACGAGUGUUUGGCAAACCCGUGCCUGAACGGCGGGGAGUGCGUUGAUCGCGAACCGGCUCGCCGCUACGACUGUAUCUGUGCGUUCGGAUACGCCGGCCAUGACUGCGAAUUAGAACUGCUCGCGUCGGGAAUCAUCAUGCCCUCCAGAGAUUUCAUUAUAGCUAUCAUUGUCUGUUUGUUUUUGCUUUUAGUUCUGGUUCUGGUAUUCGUGGUAUACAACCGACGGCGAGAGGCUCACAUCAAGUACCCUGGCCCUGAUGAUGAUGUGCGGGAGAACAUCAUCAACUACGAUGACGAAGGAGGUGGUGAGGACGACAUGACGGCCUUCGACAUCACUCCUCUACAAAUACCUAUUGGUGGACCGCUUCCAGAUCAUGUUCCAACAAAAUUACCUUAUCCUCUGAUGAGUGUUGGCCUAGGAGUUGGUCCAAUGGGUGUAAGCGUGGCACCACCACUCGGCGUUUCCUUGCCCGGCGAGACCAAUGUUGGAAUGUUCAUUGAGGACCAUAAAAGGCGGGCGGAUAGUGACCCCAAUGCCCCGCCUUUUGAUGACUUGAGGAACUACGCCUAUGAGGGAGGCGGCAGCACUGCUGGAUCGUUGUCUUCGUUGGCUUCCGGCACUGACGAUGAGAACCACGAAUACGGCUACAUUACUGCUUGGGGCCCUCGCUUCGACAAAUUGGCUGACCUCUACGGACCCGAACUUGACGAACAACUGUAG
Molecule: messenger RNA, 4923 nt
Organism: Pieris macdunnoughi
Lineage: Eukaryota; Metazoa; Arthropoda; Insecta; Lepidoptera; Pieridae
Source: the annotation of a GenBank genome assembly